This is a messenger RNA of Thlaspi arvense, 3346 nucleotides long. The record is from the annotation of a GenBank genome assembly. Lineage: Eukaryota; Viridiplantae; Streptophyta; Magnoliopsida; Brassicales; Brassicaceae.
AUGACAACUGCAAGAAUCUUCAGUACUUGUGCUUUCAAUCGUCGUCUCCUUCUCACCAAUAUAAGUCUAAUUCCAGAUUCCCGUUCGCUCAGAUACACAAAUCAGCUUUGUGUUCCCGUUUCCAGGGAACACUCUAUCUCCGCCGCUCGUAUACGGUGCUCUUCGCUUCCCCCGGAUUCGAAUCUCUUCAAAUCCUUCCUCUCGCUAACCUCAAGCUUCCGUCUCGAGAACUCCGCCGUUCACGCUAACCCAAUCCGACCCGAGCCUAACGACGGCGUCUCCGUCUGGAACAGAGCUUCUCGGGGCGUGAACGGAGGAGGAAACGCGAUGGCGUACGGCGGGAAAGGGAAGGAGACGACAGUGGUUCUCCUCGGUUGGUUAGGGGCGAAAGCGAAACACCUGAGGAGAUACGUCGAGUGGUACAACUCCAGGGGAAUCAACGCCGUCACUUUCACCGUCGACGUAAGGGAUUUGCUCCGGCUAGAUCUCGGCCGUCGUCUUGAACGACGGAUAGCUGAAUUCGGGAACGAGUUGGUCAAUUGGGUGUCGGAGAAAGAGGACGGUAGAGAAAAAUGCUUGGUCUUCCACAGUUUCAGCAACACUGGUUGGCUUGUCUAUGGUGCCUUGCUCGAGAGCUUUGUGGGCAGACAAGAGUUAGUAGAAAAGAUCAAGGGUUGUAUCAUCGACUCAGGAGGAGCAGAUCCUCUAGAUACCAAGAUUUGGGCAGCUGGGUUUACUGCUGCCAUAUUGAAGAAGCGUAGCUCCACCGUAAACACAGAACCAAACACCCACGUAAAUGAAGACGACGCUUCAAACCCACAAAAGAAGGAACCUCUAGGACUCGAAACCAUGAUGCUAUCAUCUCUAGAGAAAAUCUUCCCGAUCAUCUUAAACAUCCCGGACGUUAACAAGAGGCUAACGAAAGUCAUCCAGAAACUCAAUGAGAACCAUCCUCCAUGUCCGCAGCUCUAUCUUUACAGCUCCGGUGACAAAGUUGUCCCGUCUCACUCCGUAGAGCUACGGAUCAAAGAACAACAGAAGAUGGGACGAAACAUACAUUCUUUCAAUUUCGGGUCGUCUCCUCACGUCGAUCACUACCGGAACUUCCCUGACGUGUACUCCUCACAGCUUCAAAACUUCUUGCAAGAGUGCUUCACGCCUACAAAACAGCAAAAUCAGAAAAUCGUUUCUCGGUGUUGCUCGGAGCUGCCGUCUCCGAAGAAAAGAGAGGGAGAGAGAGAGAGGGAAACGAUCAGUGAGUUCAGUGGAAGCGAAAAGAAACUGGAAAACUUCGUACUCCGAUCUUCGAAAAUGGCAGCUGUGGAAGAUUCAAAAACGACUCCGUCGAAGUCGUUCGGUGCUGUCGUUCUCGGCGGUACGUUUGAUCGAUUGCACGAUGGACAUCGAACUUUCCUCAGGGCGGCGGCGGAGCUAGCCAGGGACCGAUUAGUGGUAGGAGUAUGUGAUGGCUCGAUGUUGACGAACAAGCAAUUAUCUGAAAUGAUACAACCCAUUCAAGAAAGGAUGCGUAACGUGGAGAACUAUGUCAAGUCUAUCAAACCCGAGCUGGUUGUUCAAGUCGAACCCAUUACUGAUCCGUAUGGUCCUUCAAUUGUCGAUGAAGCUUUGGAAGCUAUUGUCGUCAGCAAAGAGACCUUACCUGGUGGCUUGUCGGUUAACAGAAAAAGAGCAGAAAGAGGGCUUUCUCAACUCAAGAUCGAGGUAGUGGAGAUAGUUUCCGAUGGAUCUAGUGGAGACAAGAUAAGUUCGAGUACUCUGAGGAAGUUGGAGGCGGAGAAAGCCGAGAAACAGAAACAACCCGAAGAAGAAGAAGAAGCACCAUGAACUCGGGACAAGAACUAGUCAUCAUGUAAUAUAUCAAGUUUGUUUGUAACGUAAAACGUUGGUAUUUUCAUAGAAUGUUCAAAAUCAGUCCUUCGCCUCUGCCUGAAACAAUAAGGUGAAGUCCUUGCAUUCCGUUAGCAGAGAGUGAGAGACGGUGUCGUUUGUGUGUUAUGUCAUUGCGAGUUCUAAAACGACGACGUUUUCGAGAGAAAGAGAAAAGAGGAGAGAGAAAGAAAGAAGCGAAGUUGAGAGAGGAGCCUUUCCUUGUGAAGCAAGCAUUUUUCGUUUGGUUCUUCUUCCCGGAGAACACAGAAACGAAGAAGAUCCUUCUCUGAUUUUUACAAAUCCGUACACUGGUUUCUGCGAAAUUUUCACUCUCUUGACUCUGCAAAAGAUGAAUGACCUGAUGACGAAAUCGUUCUUAAGUUAUGUGGAACUGAAGAAACAAGCGAAGGGCGAUUCGGAAUCGGAGCGCGACGUCGAGAAAGGCGGCGGAUUCGAUUUCAGCCCGGCGGAUGAAGAACACCUCUCCGGUUUCUUCCAAGAGAUCGAAUCGAUCAAAUCCCAGAUCGAAGAGAUCACUAAUCUCCUGCUCGAUCUCCAGAACCUAAACGAAGAGACCAAAUCCACCCACAGCAACAAAAUCCUCCGCGGGUUGAGAGACAGGAUGGAGUCGAACAUCGUCGCCAUCUCCCGCAAGGCCAACGCCGUCAAAACCCUAAUCGAGUCCCUCGAGAAGAGCAACGCCGCGAACCGGGAGAGUUUCAAGGAAGGAUCUUGCGUGGACAGGACACGUGUCUCGCUGACGAACGGGGUCAGGGCGAAACUUAGAGAGACGAUGAGCGAGUUUCACCGGUUGAGGGAGAGGAUCUUCGCCGAUUACAGAGAAGACCUCAAAAGGAAGUACUUUUUGGCGACCGGCGAAGAGCCGAGCAACGAGGACAUGGAGAAGAUGAUAUCUGGAGGAGAAUCCGGUUUUGUGAAGACGUUUGAAGUGAGACCGGAGAUGGAUUUGAAGACGAAAGAGAGACACGAAGCUGUGAAUGACAUCAAGAGGAGUCUUAACAGGCUUCAUCAAGUGUUUCUCGACAUGGCUGUUCUCGUUGAGACGCAAGGGGAUAGGAUCGAUGACAUUGAAGCUAAUGUGGCUAACGCAGGGAGCUUCGUGAGCGGUGGAACCAACAGUUUGUUCUACGCGAACCAGAUGAAGAAGAAGAACAAGAGAUGGGCUGUUUGGAUUUCGAUCUUGGGUGUCAUCAUUCUUCUUGUGUGUUUGAUCUCCAUGAUUGCUUCUCGUUGAGUGCUUGGGAGGAAGAUUUGCUGCUUAUGUUGUUCUUCUUCUUUUGAUUAGUCUCGAUCGAAACUUGGUAGAUUUUUUACAAGUGUGUUGCAGUGUUAUGGUUCUACGAAUCGAUUAGAUACUUUCAAUGAUUGUGUAUCAGGAAUUAUCAGGUUUUGUUUGAUGAAUCUAUCGACUUUUAUGAAAAUGUCAUAUACCCCA